CCGAAAUUAUGAUGUAAAAUAAGAGUGAAGCGGACACAUUAUGAUUUAGACAGCUGUUUCAUUCAUUUCCACUCGCUGAAUGAGCAGCAGCGACAGCACACCGGCGCCGUUUGACGGUUUAUGAGAGGAGGCUCAAGGUCCCCGUAGCAACCAUGCCUGCCUCCCUGCUGUGGGCGGUGGAUGUGUAUGGGCGGGUCUACAGCUUGUCCACGGCGGGGCAGCUGUGGGAGCAGUGUCGUGAUGCCCAGAUGGAGUUCAAGCGGGUGACAGCAGCUCAGCAGUGCUGCUGGGGCAUCGCCUGUGACAACAGCAUCUACCUGAACGUCCACGCUUCUGACCUGCCGGUCCGCUACCAGGAGGAGACCUACGAGAACCAGCGAUGGAAUCCCGUUGAUGGUUUCUCGGAGCGUUUGUUACCAAGCGACCGCUGGCAGUGGAGUGAUGUCACAGGCCUGCAACACCAACCUCUUGACAGCUUCGGGCUUCCCUCCAGCAGCUGGGAGUGGGAGGCCGACUGGCACGUGGAUGAGAACUUUGAGGGAGAGCCCACAGAGAAAGGGGGAUGGACAUACGCUAUCGACUUCCCCGCAAACUACACCAAAGACAAAAAGUGGAACUCCUGCGUCCGUCGCAGGCGAUGGCUCCGUUACAGGAGGUACAAAGCCAUGGACACCUGGGCUAAGAUCCCCUCACAGCCGACAACUCUGCCAGACCCUUUCAGCGACCUCAGCUGCGGAGGUUGGGAGAUCAACGAAGAGCCCAGAGGCCGGCUGUCACUGUGGGCCGUGUCCCUGCAGGGCAAGGUGUGGUUCAGAGAGGGGAUCUACCACCAGAAUCCUGAAGGCUCUCUGUGGGCCGAGAUGCCUCUCCCCGGGGAGGUGGUCCAGAUCAGUUGUGGCCCGGGGGAUCUGAUCUGGGCCGUGCUGUGGGAGGGGCAGUUCAUUGUCAGGGAGGGCGUCAGCAGGGACUGCCCCAAAGGUACCUCCUGGGCGCUGGUGGACUCUCCCAGUCCUGAUGUGGGAGCCACACAUGUAGCGGUGGGAGUCAACGUUGUUUGGGCUCUGACGAAGGACAACAAAGUGUGGUUCAGACGCGGCGUGAACUCCCACAACCCCUGCGGCUCCGGCUGGAUCAGCAUGAUCGGAGAGAUGACCAUGAUCAACGUAGGACUCAACGACCAGGUGUUGGCGAUCAGCUGCGAAGAUCGGGGGGUCUACUUCCGCCAAGGUGUGACCUGUAGUGAACUGAGUGGGAAAACCUGGAGAGCCAUCAAUGUCCCCCGAGACGGAGACAGAUCCCACUCCAGUGCCAGCGCAAGCAGCCUGCAGAGUGCUGGAUGUUACUUCUGCGGUGAGGUGCGUGCUCCGUCAGCGAGUGAUGUGGAAUCAGACACAGAUAAAGGAUCUACAGAUGGAACCAGCCGCCUCAUCACCUCCACCUCCCCUCCCUUGGGAGUCGACGAGCCCACAGACCUUUCUGACCAACCUGUCGAGACCCCCAAACCCCGCAUCCCCAAAGUCACCAGCGACAGCUUCAUCUCCGAACUCGUCUCUGAUCGAGAACCAGGAAAGUCCUCCGGACCAGCAGGACCGCCUGUUCUAGAGGAGGAACCCGUCCCCGGAGAAGAAGAGGUCACAGCCCCCGGUGCUCAUGUUGCUCUUUCCCCCAGCCAGGCUGGAGGUCCUUCUGACCACCAGUGGAGUAACGUGGAUCUGGAGGAGGUGCAGGCCCAGCAGGCUCCAGCUGGGGCAGUGGUGGACUCAGCUGACACCUGCAGCUUGUCAUCAGUGGCCACGUACACUCUGGCCAUGGAGGACCCGUACGGGGCAGAUGAGCACCCUCUGUGGGCGUGGGUCAGUGGAGGCGGCUGCUCUGUGGACAGCCACUCCCAGCUCAGCUGGUUCAACUGCUCCAUGAACGCUUCAUCUUUGGUCCAGUCAGUCCAGUCCAUGAGUUUGUCUGUCACCCCAGCCCAGACGGCAGCCUGGAAGAGACAAAUCUUUGAACAACUCAGCGAGAGGACCAAAAGAGAGAUGGAUAAUUUCAGACAUUAUGAACAAGCCAUUGAACAGUCUGUGUGGGUGAAGAAGGGAACCAUGCAGUGGUGGAGAGACUGGAAGCCACACAAAUGGAUAGAUGUUCAUUUUGCCCUGGAGCAGUUCUCAGGACCAGAAGGCAACAAGGACGGCAUCCUCUUCAUCUAUUACAACUUUAAUGAGGAGAAGAAGUAUCUGCAUGCCUUCAUCAACGAGGUCACCAUCCUGGUCCCUGUGUUGAAUGACUCCAAACACACAUUCGCCAUCUACACUCCUGAGCGGACCAAACAGAGGUGGCCAAUCAGAUUGGCAGCAGCCACAGAGCUAGAGAUGCAUGAUUGGCUGGCGUUGUUAAGUGUCUCGUGCUGCGACUCCAGGGGGAUCCAGGGUCCUCCCUCCAAGCAGGCCAUGUGGUCCAUCACCUGUAAAGGAGACAUUUUUGUCAGUGAGCCGUCUCCUAGUCUGGAGGCCAUGCCUUACCCCACACCCUGCGACCAGAUGUUCUGGCGGCAGGUCGGAGGUCACCUACGCGUGGUGGAGUGCAACAGUGUUGGCAUAGUGUGGGGGAUCGGCUACGACCACACGGCCUGGGUCCACACCGGGGGCUAUGGAGGAGGCUUUUUUCAGGGACUGGCCAGCAGCACAGACAACAUUUACACACAGGUGGAUGUCAAGAGUGUCUACAUCUACGAGAACCAGAGGUGGAACCCUGUCACCGGCUACACCAACAGAGGGCUGCCGACAGACCGCUACAUGUGGAGUGAUGCAUCCGGACUACAUGAGUGCACAAAGACAAAUAUGAAACCGCCUUCCCCUCAGUGGACAUGGGUGUCUGACUGGGUUGUUGACUACAGUGUGUCUGGAGGGACGGACAGAGAAGGCUGGCAAUUUGCAGCUGAUUUUCCAGCGUCAUAUCACGGCCAUAAAACGCUGAAGGACUUUGUGCGUCGCAGGCGAUGGGCCAGGAAGUGUAAAUUAUCCACCACAGGACCCUGGCAAGAAGUUCCUCCGAUAUCUCUGAGUGAUGUGACCAUCCUGCCGUGUGCAGCCCAGAACAGCGUGGACGUGGUUCCUCUGUGGGCGAUCAGCAACAAGGGAGACGUGCUCUGCCGACUGGGAGUCACCGCACUGACACCUGCUGGAUCCUCAUGGCUCCACGUGGGAACUGACCAGCCUUUCAAGUCCAUCUCCAUUGGCGCUGCAAGCCAGGUUUGGGCCAUCGCCAAGGACGGUUCAGCCUUCUACAGGGGAUCUGUCUCCUCACAGAGCCCAGCAGGAGACUGUUGGUAUCACAUCCCCUCCCCGGCCAAACAGAAGUUGAAGCAGGUGUCUGUUGGGAGGACGUCAGUCUACACUGUAGAUGAAAAUGGAAACGUGUGGUACCGGCAGGGCGUGACCCCCAGCUACCCUCAGGGCUCCUCCUGGGAGCACAUCUCUAAUAAUGUACGCAAGGUCUCUGUAGGGCCUCUGGACCAGGUGUGGAUCAUAGCGGACAAGGUGCAGGGCAGCCAGGGUCUGAGCUGUGGAACAGUGUGCCAUCGACUCGGAGUCCAGCCCUUGGAGCCUAAAGGACAGUCGUGGGACUACGGCAUUGGUGGCGGAUGGGACCACAUCACAGUGAGAGGGAACUCCAUGGAGCCGCCUCGCAUCCGCCUCCCCUCUCUGACGGCCCCGGCCCCUCAGAGCCCGCUCCCUGUCCGAAGCACAGAGGUCAACGGCAAUGCUGUGGGAUGCUCUACACACACAUGAACACACACACGUACUGUACAUAGCCACCUUGAACCAUAUUACCUUUGUAGUAAUAUGUCGUAUGUAGUUUUUGUUUAAAACCACUUUUACUUUUAACACUGGAGUAGCAGCAGAGAGAAUUUACCCGUCACUCUAGAGGACGGCCUUUAGUCUUCACACCGCUGCAGCCAGUGUAACACAGUUGUGACUUUUAGAAAAAUCUUAAAUGCUGAGCCCAAUCUGUCUCCUUUCUGUGAAGGUAAUUUUUACUCUUUUCACCCAAAUGUACGUGCAUUUCUGUCUAAUUUUGCUGUUCGUCUUGGUCACUGACAUUGAACUUUAUGGUCUCAGUA
This is a messenger RNA of Centropristis striata (black sea bass), 4117 nucleotides long. It is a transcript of the gene tecpr1a, whose product is annotated as tectonin beta-propeller repeat containing 1a. Gene Ontology annotation, cellular component: membrane. Lineage: Eukaryota; Metazoa; Chordata; Actinopteri; Perciformes; Serranidae. The record is from RefSeq and is a predicted model, not a curated record. The coding region runs from base 153 to 3785 and encodes 1210 amino acids. The transcript has 24 exons.